This is a messenger RNA of Closterium sp. NIES-65, 4455 nucleotides long. The record is from the annotation of a GenBank genome assembly. NCBI's taxonomy places the organism in Eukaryota, Viridiplantae, Streptophyta, Zygnematophyceae, Desmidiales, Closteriaceae.
AUGGCAAGCGGUGCUGCUGUCUCGGGCGCGCCUUGGCACGGCUCUUACGUGGGGUGGGCCGACAGCAAGCACGGCGACGCAGCCGUUAGUGGUUACGUUUCAACAGUAGGCGAUGAAUGUUCGAGCCCAUAUUACCCGGAAACUGCGGGUGUAAAUCAAGAUGGUUGUUACGUCAGGUACUCCGACCAUACCCUCCCCGAAGGCCAACUCCACGUUGGUCCGCAUCUUCCGCUCCUUGCCGGCCGCUUUCGCUUCCUCAAGUCGCUUUCCGAAGGCGGCUCGGCACGCGUGUUUGUGGCAGAGGACACGUGGCACCCGUCGCAGAGGACGGUGGUGGUGAAGGCGAUGCACCGCCAUUAUCGCGAGGUGGGGCUGCAGGAGCAGCAGCUGCUGCGCUUCCUCAACACCAUCGUGGAUCCCCACGAUUCCUGCCGCAUCGUGCGUCUCCUCGCGGGUUUCGAGUUUCACGGCCACACGUGCCUCGUGUUAGAGCGCCUGCAAGGCAGUCUGCUCGAGCACAUGUGCCGCCCUGCCGACUCUCCGGGCUCCGCUGCCGCCGCCGCCUCCGCCGCGAACGCCGCCGCUUCCGCUGCGAACGUCGCGGCAGUCGCAGUUGCCGCGGCAGGGAUGACGGCGGGUUCGGGUGAGUCGGCGGCAGGAGGGACGGGCGAUCUGGUUGGGGCGGCAGCGGCGGCCGUGUCGGCGGCGGCGACUGCAGCAGAGACGGCAGCGGAGACGGCAGCGGCUCGGCUGGAGGAGAUUCGCAGCCUGGCUCACGAUCUGAUCGUGUCUAUCGCUGCGCUCCACGCGUCAGGCAUCAUUCACGGGGAUCUCAAACCGGAAAACAUUCUCAUGCAGCCGCUCCCGUCCCCCCCCUCCCCCCCUCGCGCGUCUUCUACCUCUGAUCCGUACGGCCGUUACGACGCGUCUGUUUCUUCUCCGUUCUUCUCCAACACCUCUACCUCCUCUCGUGUCUCCCCCGGCGGUACCGUAUCCGCCGUCGCGGCUGACAACGGUUACUCGCAGUACCCUGCGUCGCUUGGGCUCCUGUCCGCCUCCUCUGUCGGCGAUCUUAACGCGUCGCCGUGGACGGGUGGUGCGACGGAUUCCCAGGCUAAAGCCGAUGGGUCGAUGGCGGCAGGACGGUCGUCAUCGUGGCGCAGCGCGCAUGAGUCGGGGACGCCGUCGGGUUACCCGCUGCCCUACAGCGGCAGCAGCGGCGGCGCAAGCAGUCGUGCGAGCGCCGCGGCGGCGCCGCCGCAGGUGGCGGCGAAGAUCGCGGAUUUUGGGAACUCGUUCACGCCGGAGCAGAUCCGCACGCUGUGCCACGACUACAACGUGCAGACGCUCGCGUACCGCGCGCCCGAGGUGCUGCUGGGCGUGCCCUUCUCCGCCGCGAUUGACCUGUGGUCGCUCGGAUGCAUCCUCGCGGAGCUCGCGACCGGACAGCUGCUCUUCGCGUGCGAGUCCCCGCAGCACCUGCUGCAGCAGAUGGUUGCGCUGCUCGGCGUCGCCCCGCCCGCGUGCCUCUUCGGCUCCGGGAAGUUCUUCCCGAAGCUCACGGCCGCCGCGGGCGUGCCGCGCGUGUGCUGCUGCAGGACGGAGAGCGGUGGCGGGAUGGCGGUGUGCUUCCGCGGGUGCAGCGGAGGAGGGGGAGGUGGUUGGUAUGGCGGGGUUGCGGACGGAUGCGGCGGGUACUGCGCGCCGAUGGCGUUCAACAUCUUCGCUCCUGGGCACUCGCACCUGGGGGACGCGCUGGCGGCCGUGGACGCGCAGUUGGCGGAUCUGGUGGCGGGGCUGCUGCAGUACGACCCGCGCGUGCGACUCUCCGCGCAGCAGGCGCUCUCGCACCCUUUCCUGAAGCCCCUGCGCAGCUCUUCCUCCUUCGCCUCCUCCUCCUCGCUCGCCUCCAAGGACUUCUCGCACCCUCUCACUCCCUGCACCGUGCUCCCCACGCCUGCCCUCGCCUCCCCUCUCACUCUCUACUCCUAUCACCCCAACAUGCACACCAUGCCCGUGCCGUCUCUCCUCCUCCCUCCGUCCUUCACCUCUGGCUCCUCCUGGGCCGUUCCCUCUGCUGACGCGGCUACUGUCACGCCAGUUGAAGCGGCAGCGGCGGCGGCAGGAGCAGGGGGCGCGGGUGGGCACGCGGGAGCUGCUGGUGCGGCGGGUGUACCGCGCGCAAGGGAGGAGGGCUUUGGUUUGUCUGCGCUGGGGGGCGGUCAGCAGGGGUCGGGUUCUGGUCCGCAGGGGGCGCAUGGGCUCUGGUCGUUGCAGCAGGCAGCAACGAUAGCUCAGGCGGGAGCAGCAGCACCGUGCAAAGUUUCCAUGCAGCAGCAGCAGCAGCAGCAGCAGCAGCAGGGAGGGCAUGGGCAGGAGCGUGUUUCAGCAUGGGGCGGUGGUGUGAAUGGUCCGGGAAUGGAAGCGAGGAACGGAGCAGCUGGCGAGUCACAGGAUCUGUACGCAGCAGCGUCAGCUGCAGCGAUGGCGGACGCAGCAGCAGCAGCAGCGGCGGUAGGGAUGAGUGCAGGGGCGAAUGGGGACAUGAGCGGAGCACACGGGUGGUGGAGCGAGGGGUUGGGUGGGGGUCCGUGGUAUGGGGCACAGCAGGGUUCCGCUCCCGCCGCGGCAGCGCAGACUCACGCGCACUGCAUGAGCUUUGCACCUGGUGCUGCUGGCACGGGUGCUUCCGGGCAUCCCAAGGGCCUGGUGUUUGAACCUCUGAGUCCCGUGGCUGGCCGCGCGGGGACGGGCGGGGUGAGCGAGCGGGAUGCACGUGGGCUGGUGGACGUGGCGAGUACUGAGCUGCUGCUGGCGCCGAUGACUCCCUGCCAGGCCAGGGAGGGGCACGCGGUGGGAUGGGAGAGUGACGCAGCGUCAGGGAGGAAAGGGGCAAGGGGUGCAGGCGCAGGGACAGGGGCGGGUGCAGGGGCAGGAGCUGGAGCUGGGGCAGGGACGGGGGUGGAAUCAGGAACAGAAGUUGGUUCGGGGAUGAGCUAUGUUGAGCAGAUGUAUGCGGUGUAUGAGGCGCAGCAGGGGAGUGCGCAUCAGUACGUGGCCAGUGGUUAUGAGGGGCUGCAGCAGCAGCAGCAGCAGCAGCAGCAGUAUCUUCAGUACCCUCAGCACGGGGAAUAUCAGCAGCAAGUGAAGUUUCAGCAGCAGCAGGAGCAGGAGCAGCAGCAUCAGCAGCAGCAGGAGAGGGCACAGCAGCACCGUGGGGUGAUGGGAUAUGCCAGUGGGUUGUGUGGCAUCAGCAGCAACGCCAGGGAUAGCUGGACACAUCAGGAAGCAUCUUUUGCGGGAGAAAUGGGAGUAGCAGGGGCAGCAGCUAGGGUGUGUGACGAGGAGAGCAAGUGGGCGGGCGGGAGGAUGGGGGGCGCAUGUGGCGUGGAGUACAGUGAGGCACCUUGGCUUGUUGCGCAUGGCAGCAUGGGCGGUUGCGCCCCGACGACUGUCAGGCUGGGUUGUCUGCUCGACAUGGCUCGUGGGCUGUCGCAGCUCCUUCUGCUACUUCUCGCCACCGCCACAUGGCGUAUGUCUCCUCUCCAAGUCGCUGAAGCGAAGGGCUUGAGUCGGGCGUAUUACAAGGACUCGUGCCCGUACCUCGAGACGAUUGUUCGUGAGAUCGUCAUUGACGAGUUUCGCAAAGACCAAACCGUUCCGGCGCCGCUUCUUCGCCUUCACUUCCACGACUGCUUUGUCCAGGGUUGCGAUGGAUCAGUGCUGCUGAACUCGACGCCGGGCAAGAAGGCAGAGAAGGACGCCCCGCCCAACCUGUCGCUGAACGGCUUCAACAUUAUCGACCGCAUCAAGGCGGCCGUCGAGGCCAAGUGCCCCGGCGUCGUCAGCUGCGCCGACAUCGCCGCUCUUGCCGCGCGCGAUGGCGUCAGCCUGGCCGGCGGGCCGUACAUUAAGACCCAGCUGGGACGUCGCGAUUCGCGCACGUCGAAGGCCGCUCUGGCGGUGAAGUUUCUGCCCGGGCACCAGAUGGACGUGAACGCGCUGCUGAAGAACUUCGCCGCCAUCAAUCUCACGCUCGUCGACCUCGUCACGCUCUCCGGCGGCCACACCAUCGGCGAGUCGCACUGCGACACCGUCGCGCACCGCAUCGCGCCCAACCGCGACCCCACGAUCGCACGGUCCAUGCGGAAGUACCUGGAGGGCCACUGCAAGGCGCCCAGAGUCGACGGCACCAUCCCCGUCGUCCUCGACAUCAAGAGCGCUAAGCGGUUCGACAACCAGUAUUUCAAGAACCUGCAGCGCAAGUUCGGGCUUCUGACGAGCGACCAGGUGCUGAUGAUCGACGCGCGCACCAAGGACCUGGUGAACGAGUUCGCGGCGGACAAGAAGAGCUUCUUCCGCCACUUCCGCCACUCCAUGGUGCGCAUGGGCUCCUUCGGCGUGCUCACCGGCCGAAAUGGCGAGAUCCGCCGCACCUGCAGUGUCGUCAACUGA